AGCCUAAUCUCCUCUAACCUCUUUCAUUCGUCACAUAUUCAAAAGUGAAUUAUAUGACCCGCCCUGCAUCCCGUAGCUGGCCUUGAAGCAAGCCAGCAAGCUAGCUAAUGAAAUCCACAGCUGCAAAGGAGGAGGAAGAAGAGGGAGGGUCUGUGAGAGAGAUACCCACAAGAAUCGGACUGGCGACGGGAGGUUUAGAGGUGGUUAGCUAGCUACCGAAACUAAUCAAAGGGACACCCGUACUAGUAUGGGAAUCAUCAAUUGGGUUUAUGACAAAAAAACAAUAAAUCAGAUUCCGGUACUGUACCCUUCGGGAAAUCGUGGAAGCGUCAUUCAACGUGAACGGCUUUGACACCUUGCUGACAACAUGGCUGAAUUUAGCAUCGACCAGAACAAACUGCCUGGAGUAAAAGAAGUUGUUCGGGAUUUUGCUGUUCUGGAGGACCACUGCCUGGCCCAUAACCUCCAGGAGCAGGAGAUCGAGAGCCACUUGGCGUCCAACGUCCACAAGAGCCGUCUGGUGCAGCAGGACGUAGCGUUGGCCAAGCAGCUGCAGGAAGAGGAGGACCGGAGGGCCAAGGCCAAGGCCCACAGACAGCACAGAGACAUUGAGCGCAGUGACAAUGAGAUCGCCCAGGAGAUUCAGGAGGAACUGGUCCGACAGGCCAAGCAGCAGCGGAUGCAGGAGGAGAAGGAUGCGGCCAUUGCUCGUAAACUGCAGGAGAAAGAGAGGAAGGAGGAGAGGAAGCGACAGAAGCAGCUGGAGGCCAACUUUGAGGAGGAGUACUACGAGGAUAAUGCCAUCCGAGCCUCUUUGGACCUGGAUGAAAAACCCAGGCGGCCUGGUUCUAACUCUCUCUCUUCGGAGAGAGAUGCUGUGGAGACUAGAACCAACUCUCUUUCCAGAUACCCUGAGCACCAUUUAGAGGGUAGGGGAGAGGGGAGAAGGGGCAGGCAUGGAGACGCACACCCUGAGCACCACCGCUCCAGUAGCAGGGGCAAACAUGGGGACAGGUACCCCGAUUACCACCACCCCACUGAGGGUAGAAGCAGAGGGAAGGAGGGCCAGAGGAGCAGAGACCACCAGGGGUCCCAGUCAACCUUCUUUGCAGACAACCAUGAGCCCAGGAAACAGCGAGAGGAGGAGGGGGGGGAUAGGGUGGUCAGGAGGAAGGAGAGGCCCGCCCGGCCGCCCCCGCCGUCCCAUAUCCCUGUGAAGAGAGACGAGGCUUGGGACAGGGAUAGAGAGAGACACCGGGAGUGGGAGAGAGAGGGGGAAAGAGACAGACGGAGAGAACCCAGGAGAGAUGAGGAAAUUGAGAGAGAUGCACCAAGACAGGGAAGACACGGGGAGCGAUUGAGAGACCAAGAGCAUAGCCGAGACAAAGACAGACACCGAGAGAGAACCAAGAGCAGGGAGCGAGGUCUGGAUGAAGUCCAGGACGAGCCCAUCCCCAGUAGCCGCAGCAGGGCCUGGGACGGUGGUGGGGAGGAGGCCCCUUUCCCUGGGGAUGAUGAAGAGGAGAAAGGGGGGGCCAGGGCCCGCCUGACGCUCCGCUCUGGCCCCAGUGAGCUGUGUGAGGAGGCGGCGAGGAGGAGCCCCAGGAUGGGGAGAGAGAGAGGGGAGAGGGGACACAGGGACCCUGGGGAGGGCCCCAGCACGGGCAAGGAGCGCUCCCAUACUCACCCCGCUCCCAGGGAGCCAGGUCGUAUCGUGCAAGGAGGACCAGGGGUUCGUGGAGCAGUGGUAAUGGCAGGGAAUUACGGACUCGGCGAGGCCACCCAGGGCAUCACUAAGCUGGACCUGCGGGAGCAGGAGCUGCUGGACAUGGAGGUGGCCCGGAAACUACAGGAGGAAGAGGUGAAGGGAAGCAAGAUGGACAAGCGUGCGGCCCAAGUGGCUCAGGAUGAGGAGAUAGCCCGGCUGCUGAUGGAGCGGGAGAAGAUUGAGUACAAGAAGUCCAGAGAGAAGGAGAAGCAGGGGAUGAGGCCGGAAGAGAGGAGGAGGCCAGAGGGAGGAGACUACAAGCCAAGCUCAGAGGAGGUAGUGCAUCCCAGACUACGAGAGGAGGAAUACCAGAAGCCCAGGAACCACCAAAAGCCUGCCAGGCCUUCUCAACCUCCUCCACAUGACUAUGAGAAUGUGGAGUCCAGCUACUCAGGGAGCCACUAUUCUUCCGGGUCUCCAGCCAGACCUGAGGCAGCUUUCAAAGGUGUCUAUUACAGACAGUGACCGAGGCUUCCUAAGCCAUCCAUCUGAGUUUAUUUAGAUUUUUUUUCUUUGCUGUAUUUUUAAAACUCCCAUCACUUUCUAUUGGCCAAGAGCCUUGGAACAAUGUACCUAGUCGUUGGCAGUGGGUUCGGGGAGGGUGUUGGCCAAGAGGAGGUGCAGCUGAGAGCUGAAACUCACACGCUGUCAUUUGUUCUUUCUUUUAAUUGGCGCGACAACAAAGAACCGAAAGGAGACGCCUUGUGACAUUCUAACUCCUGCUGGCUCUUAACUGUGGAUGAUGAUGUGGAAGAUGAUGAUUUAAAAAAGAGUGAAAUGUUCCUGUUUUGCUGUGUUAGUCGUUUGCUGGUGUUUCUGUCCAUCCGUGGAUCAUGCUCGUCAUGGUGGAUCAGGCCUUUGCUGGAUAUAUAACUGUGCAAUCUCUGUCUCUGUAUCUAUGGCUGUCUAUGGGAUGUGCCUGUCUUUGGAGUCAAAAUGGUGGCCGCGUUGUUCUGUGCACUCCCAGGUUCCAGUUCUCCUGUGCUUGUAUCGUGCUGCACAUCAAGGCUGAACAACAACAUGACCGGCCCAGUCCAAAACUCUAUUAUUUCAGGAGAAUGGAUCUUUGUGUUAACGUCUUUCCAGUCCGGAAACGGAUGGUGAUCGUAUGUGGACUUGUUGCUCUCUGCAAGCUCUCUACCUGUGUUCCCAUGUCUUUCUAAGGGGCUGGUGUACAUAGCUGCUGGGAAUACGGACUUGGAGGUGAAGUGUUAUGGGACAUACUGCUAUCAUUGUGUUUCUACGUGCAUACUUACUGACAGUUCUGUUCUCUUUGUUAGUCAGCUAGAGCACAAGCCACCGCAAACGCCAAUCAGUUGUUUUGUGGAUCAACAAAACAUGCUAUUUUAAAUAUUAGCCCUAAUAUAUUUGAUUGGAUGUGCCGUCAGUAUUUGAUUUUGUCUUAUCUGCUUACAAACUGGCAUCGGCAAAUGCUUUCAGCGCUAAGAGAAGUGGAACAGUAGGAAUUGAAUGCAUGUACAUUUCAGAUCUGUGCCAAACAUAACUCUUGUGCUUGUUUUGUCAGAGCUGUAUUCACUAGGAACGGGACAAAACGGGGAGGGACCAACCUGAAUUUGUCCAAUAGAAACUCUUGUUUUUGUUGCAAAACAUUUUCCAUUGCUGUAUGUUUUGCUACAGUGUACAAUAAUGAAUACUCCCCAGGUUGUGUUUUUCCUAAUCGACAGUGUCCAUUGAUUGAAUGGUUGACUCGUUGGUUACCUGUUAAAGUGCAAGUUUCUGUUUCUGCAUUUUAUUUAGUUUUAUAUACUUUUAUUUAAUCUUAUUUGAUUUGGCAUCACUCUUAAAAGGCAUUUCUUGUUUCCUGUACAUUCCAUUCCUAAUGAAAUGCCUUCACUCCCUGUCUCACACACACACACCACUCUCUAAGAGGGAUAUCACUUCCUGUGCGUGUAACAUGAGUAAACAUUCUCAGGGUAAACAAAGUGUGGAGGGAAGUAUCAGUCAUCCACUGAAUCAACAGAGUAAGUGAGAACAUGAUGUAAUUCCACUCAAAGGGACCUUUAGACAGACAGCUAGGUGAUAGGGUCAACUUCUCCGGCAGCUGGGUGAUGGGGGUCAACUUCUCCGGCAGCUGGGUGAUGGGGGUCGACUUCUCCCGGCAGCUGGGUGAUGGGGGUCGACUUCUCCCGGCAGCUGGGUGAUGGGGGUCGACUUCUCCCGGCAGCUGGGUGAUGGGGGUCGACUUCUCCCGGCAGCUGGGUGAUGGGGGUCGACUUCUCCCGGCAGCUGGGUGAUGGGGGUCGACUUCUCCCGGCAGCUGGGUGAUGGGGGUCGACUUCUCCCGGCAGCUGGGUGAUGGGGGUCGACUUCUCCCGGCAGCUGGGUGAUGGGGGUCGACUUCUCCCGGCAGCUGGGUGAUGGGGGUCGACUUCUCCCGGCAGCUGGGUGAUGGGGGUCGACUUCUCCCGGCAGCUGGGUGAUGGGGGUCGACUUCUCCCGGCAGCUGGGUGAUGGGGGUCGACUUCUCCCGGCAGCUGGGUGAUGGGGGUCGACUUCUCCCGGCAGCUGGGUGAUGGGGGUCGACUUCUCCCGGCAGCUGGGUGAUGGGGGUCGACUUCUCCCGGCAGCUGGGUGAUGGGGGUCGACUUCUCCCGGCAGCUGGGUGAUGGGGGUCGACUUCUCCCGGCAGCUGGGUGAUGGGGGUCGACUUCUCCCGGCAGCUGGGUGAUGGGGGUCGACUUCUCCCGGCAGCUGGGUGAUGGGGGUCGACUUCUCCCGGCAGCUGGGUGAUGGGGGUCGACUUCUCCCGGCAGCUGGGUGAUGGGGGUCGACUUCUCCCGGCAGCUGGGUGAUGGGGGUCGACUUCUCCCGGCAGCUGGGUGAUGGGGGUCGACUUCUCCCGGCAGCUGGGUGAUGGGGGUCGACUUCUCCCGGCAGCUGGGUGAUGGGGGUCGACUUCUCCAUGGCCAGUUUCGUCUUUUUUUUGUUUUACGUAUUGAAUGAGGGUGGUAGUGGUGGCGAUGGAUUAAACACUUUUUUAUUACCAGACGUCAUACUUUAAUAGGAUCCAUGCUAUAGCAAAGGGAUUACAGGAGACUAUAUAGGGACUUUUAGAGAGAGCAUGCAUCCCAAAUUGCACCAUAUUCCCUAUAUAUAGUGCACUACUUUUGACCAGGGCCAAUCGUGCUUUGGUUAAAAGUAGAGAAUAGUGUGCCAUUUGGGAUGGAGACAUACUGUACUGCCAGUGGUCAUGGUACCACCAUGUUCAUAUCAUGUAUUAUAGCCUAAUUAUUGUUUAUUACACAUAUAUAAAGAGUAAUCCCACACAGUUUCCAGUUUGAUCUAAUGAAAUGUUUAAUUAUGAUUCCGUCGUAUUUACAUUUUUCCAUUGAGUGAUGUUCAUCAUAGUCUAUGAUGGUGUUUUUGUUGAUAUGUUUUGUCCAAGUUGGUAGCGUCUGCUUCAAUAUAUUCUUUUGAGACUUCUGUGCGUAUCAAAGACAUUCUAGAUGUGUGAAAUGUUCUGACUUGUUGGAAGGAUGGGAUUUGUGCCAUAGGGAUGGUUUAUUUUUCCAGGGACUUGUAGAUACCGGGGAAUCUCAGCUCCUAGGGUAAUGACGGUUGAGGAGUAUUGGUGUAGAACUGCUCAGAACUGAGAUCUGUCUAUUCUUUGGGAUAAUAGCACCAUCUUGUGGACAUAUUGAAUAUCAAAUUAAAACAUGUACAUUAUCUGGUCAGACUGAGUGCAUAUUGGUGAUUGCUGUGUAAUGAUUGUUCUAUAUGCUUUGAGUGCAAUCUGAACCCGAAAUCAAGUGUAAUGUUUUUGUUUUGCCAUCCAGGGCCUGAAUGCAAUCUACAAAUGAAAUCAUAAAAGUGACUACUGACACUUACUGUGACUGUUUUGUAUCAUGAACUGAAUAAACAGUUGACAUUU
Messenger RNA from Salvelinus fontinalis (brook trout), 5660 nucleotides. RefSeq names its product coiled-coil domain-containing protein 50-like. Bases 368 to 2233 code for a protein of 621 amino acids. The transcript has 12 exons. NCBI's taxonomy places the organism in Eukaryota, Metazoa, Chordata, Actinopteri, Salmoniformes, Salmonidae. Gene Ontology annotation, molecular function: ubiquitin protein ligase binding. Gene Ontology annotation, cellular component: cytoplasm. The record is from RefSeq and is a predicted model, not a curated record.